AUGACGAAACACCAUCUCAUGUGCGGCACGUGGGUGAAGCCCGGCGUUAUCGUUACUGUUUCGUUCGACACGGAGACGCUGAAGCUGGAGCUGGUCAAGAAGACGGAAAUCCCACACGAUGAACCCAUUAGUUGGAUGGCAUUCGACCACCAACGAAAGAACAUCUACGGCGCGUCCAUGAAGAGAUGGAGCUCACACCGAGUCGACGCGCCUGGCGAGAUUGUGCAGACAGGGAGCUACCCCAUCGGUGGCCAUCCCAAAGCAAACGACGCAGACACGAGGACACGUGCCAUCUUUCUUCUCCCCUCGAAGAAACCUCCCUAUGCUGUGUACUGCAAUCCCUUCUACGACCAUGCUGGUUAUGGCAACGUUUUCUCUGUCGAUGAGUCUGGUGCCAUGAAGGAGAACAUCCAGAACUACGAGUACUGCGAGAAGACGGCCAUCCACGGCAUGGUCUUCGAUCCAACCGAGACAUACCUAUACAGCGCCGACAUGUGGGCGAACAGGAUAUGGUGCCACAAGAAGAUUGACGAUCAAGGUCGGAUGGAGACGGUGGGAUACACCGAGGCCACGCAGCCAAAGGAUCACCCGCGAUGGGUUGAGAUGCACCCCAGUGGGCAGUAUCUGUAUGCACUGAUGGAAGGAGGCAAUCGAUUGUGCGAAUAUGUCAUCGAUCCGCAGACGAAAUUGCCAGUCUACACCCACAAGACAUAUCCUCUGAUUCCUCCUGGCAUUCCCAACGCAGACACCAUGUACCGUUCCGACGUGGUCUUCCUCAACCAAUCCGCUUCCUACCUCUUCGCCACCUCGCGCUCCAACUCGUUCGACCUGACAGGCUAUAUUGCCGCAUUCAAGAUUGCGCCUUCUGGUGCAAUCGAGCGUCAGAUCUGUCUGAAUCCUACCCCAACAUCAGGCGGCCACUCGAACGCAGUGUCGCCCUGCCCAUGGAGCGACGAAUGGCUUGCGCUCACAGACGACGAGAAGGGCGGUAUUGAGAUCUACAGAUGGCAGGACGAAUUUUUGGCGAGGGUUGCGCGGUUGGAGAUCCCAGAGCCUGGUUUUGGUAUGAACGCAAUCUGGUACGACUAG
Molecule: messenger RNA, 1089 nt
Organism: Ascochyta rabiei
Lineage: Eukaryota; Fungi; Ascomycota; Dothideomycetes; Pleosporales; Didymellaceae
Product: Carboxy-cis,cis-muconate cyclase
Exons: 4
Coding region: 1-1089 (362 amino acids)
Molecular function (GO): 6-phosphogluconolactonase activity; protein binding
Source: RefSeq, a predicted model, not a curated record